This is a messenger RNA of Corylus avellana, 2615 nucleotides long. RefSeq names its product putative inactive receptor kinase At1g48480. Gene Ontology annotation, biological process: protein phosphorylation. NCBI's taxonomy places the organism in Eukaryota, Viridiplantae, Streptophyta, Magnoliopsida, Fagales, Betulaceae. The record is from RefSeq and is a predicted model, not a curated record. Gene Ontology annotation, molecular function: protein kinase activity; protein binding; ATP binding.
UACAAGUAGAAGUAGGGUUUUUUCUCCUUGCUUUACAAGUAUAUAUUUUUCUUUUGCAUCAAAUUGGCAUUUAACAACACAGCCUGUCUGUAUCUUCUUCCUCUCUGUCUCUGUCUCUUUCUCUCUCCCAAUCCACAGACAAAAUGCAGCUUCCCCAACUCACUCACUAACCCCCAAAACCAACCAAUGCUUAGAAAUUAAACCAGCGCUUCAAACCCCGCAAACCCACUUCCUUCUUCACAAUCUGGGUGGUUUUCUCCAGAAGAAAACCAACCAAGUUACCAGAAUGCAGCCUCGAUUGCUUCCCAUUUUGCUUUUCGCCCUCCUCGCCGUGUUGCCCUUGGGAAAACCAGAUCUGGGUUCCGACCGAUCUGCUCUCUUGGCCCUCCGGUUGGCGGUCGGCGGGAGAACGCUUCUGUGGAACGUCACUGAGUCCAGUCCGUGCCUUUGGGCUGGAGUCAAAUGCGAGGGCAACCGUGUCGCCGCGCUCCGCCUUCCCGGCGUGGCCCUCUCCGGCGAACUCCCCACCGGCAUUUUCGGCAACUUGACCCGUCUUCGCACUCUCAGUAUGCGCCUGAACGCUCUCACGGGCCAACUCCCUUCUGAUCUCGCUUCCUGUGUGAACCUUCGCAACCUCUACUUGCAAGGUAAUUUCUUUUCAGGCGAAAUCCCGGACUUUCUGUUCACUCUUCGUGACCUCGUCCGGCUCAACCUUGCUUCCAACAACUUCUCUGGUGGGAUCCCUCUGGGUCUCAACAAUCUGACCAGGUUGAGAACGUUGUUUCUCGAGAACAACCAACUCACCGGGUCGAUUCCACCCACGCUAGACAUCCCAAAGAUCGAGCAGUUCAACGUCUCCAACAAUCUGCUCAACGGGUCGGUCCCAGAGAAACUGCAGUCGUUUAAACAGGACUCGUUUCUGGGGAAUUCACUCUGUGGGCUGCCCUUUGAAGCUUGUUCGUCCCCCCAAAAUGUGAGCCUUCCGGGCAAAAUCAAUGGCGGAAAGAAGAAGCUUCCCGGCGGUGCUAUUGCGGGCAUUGUGAUCGGAUCCGUAUUGGCUUUUCUACUAAUCCUUGUUAUUCUGAUAGUAGUGUGCCGGAAGAAGAGUAGAAGCAAGAAGACGAGCGCGGUGGACAUUGCGACGGUGAAGCACGCCGAGGCGGAGAUUCCGGGCGAGAAACCGGUCGGCGAGGUCGAGAACGGCGGGUACGGAAAUGGGUAUUCCGUGGCGGCCGCGGCGGUGGCGGCCAUGACCGGGAACGCGAAGCCGGCAGAGGCCAGUGCUAAUGGUGCAGGGGUUAAGAAGUUGGUGUUUUUUGGGAACGCUGCGAGGGUUUUUGAUUUGGAGGACUUGUUGAGGGCGUCGGCGGAGGUUUUGGGGAAGGGAACGUUCGGGACGGCGUACAAGGCGGUGUUGGAGAUGGGAACGGUGGUGGCGGUAAAGCGGUUGAAGGAUGUGACGAUUUCGGAUAAGGAGUUCAAGGAGAAGAUCGAGGCGGUGGGAUCGAUGGAUCAUGAAAAUUUGGUCCCUCUCAGGGCUUAUUAUUACAGCCGGGACGAGAAGCUGCUUGUGUAUGAUUACAUGGCCAUGGGAAGCUUGUCUGCGCUCUUGCAUGGCAACAAAGGAGCGGGUAGAACUCCAUUGAAUUGGGAAAUCAGGUCCGCCAUUGCCCUCGGGGCGGCUCGUGGCAUCCAAUAUCUGCACUCGCAAGGCCCCGCCGUCUCUCACGGAAACAUAAAAUCGUCCAACAUCCUCCUCACCAAAUCCUACGAUGCCCGAGUUUCUGAUUUUGGUCUCGCACACCUUGUCGGGCCGUCUUCGACUCCCAACCGCGUGGCCGGCUACCGUGCCCCCGAGGUCACCGACCCUCGGAAAGUCUCCCAGAAGGCAGAUGUGUACAGCUUUGGUGUAUUGCUCUUGGAGCUGCUCACUGGCAAGGCUCCCACUCAUGCCCUUUUGAACGAGGAAGGAGUGGACCUUCCCAGAUGGGUGCAGUCCAUAGUUCGAGAGGAGUGGACCUCUGAGGUUUUCGAUCUCGAGCUCCUCCGGUACCAGAAUGUUGAGGAGGAGAUGGUUCAGCUCUUGCAGCUUGCAGUAGAUUGUGCAGCACAAUAUCCCGAUAAACGCCCGUCAAUGCCUGAAGUCACAAGGCGCAUUGAGGAGCUGCGUGGCUCUAGCUUGAGAGAAGAUCAAAUCCCACAAGCCGAUCUCAUCAAUGAUUCGGAUGAUAUCUCUUCUCGGUGACUUCUUUCUUUCAGUGCCUGCCGCCAUCCUUCCUUCCUGAUGUAUUGUAAGAGGAACUUCAUUGCUUUGUUCUUGCAUCUUAAUUCUGGUGUUUUGGUUGUAUGUCUAAUCCGGGCCUCACCUUAUUUCCUCAGCCAACCUUCAAUUUAUUUUUCUUUUUUUUUUUUUCCUCUUAUCGAAUUUCCCCAUUGUACUAGUUUUUUUCUUUUUAUCUUUUUUUUCAUUAAUACUUUGGGGUGGAUAUCUGUUCCAUUAGAUAUUGUUGGGUGGACGAUGGUGGUUGUAAUUAUUACUUGUGCUUUUUUCCUUUCGCUUUUGCUUUUGUCACAACUUUUUGCCUGUCGAAGUUGAGAUGUUAUAGUUGCUUUUA